AUGGAGUCAUCCACAGAAAAAGAGGACAUUUCGGAAAAAUUGUUCGGAUUGUGCGCAGGUAACCACGUCAAGAACUGUUUGUUCCAAAAACCAUAUUUUUUAAAGGAUUGGAAGUCGGUGAACUAGUCACUGCUCCGAAUUUCAAACUCGGAGAUGUCAUGUCUGCGAUCGAGCUGCUUGAACCGAAAAUGGACGUCGGCGUGGGAACUCACACGACACUGAGUCUGGAGGAAGCCAUCAGCAGGGUAAGAAGAAACGAUUGAUUUUGUACACAGCUCGGUUUCGUUUAGGGAAUGAACUCUAACGACUUGCCUAUGCAGUUGGCUAUCUUCGAUGCCACGCUGGCAACCAUUGUCGGAUGGCUGGAAGGCUCUUCUCUGGCGUCGACCGUUUGGACGAAUGUGUUGCUGGCGGAAGUGAAAAACAUUCCAAAUCCGACUUUCCGGUCGUUUGCCGCCGGAGUGAAUCUCCUUGUUAGAAACAUUCAUUCGAUCAUCAACAGUGUCGGAAACCUGGAGGAGCUUCCUGAGGAUUUCAACCCCCAGAUGAUUUUCAUGACGACUAAAUGGGCACCUCGUCACAUUAUAACCCAGCAUAUGCGUGCCCAAAUUCAGGCGCUCACUAUUCUGGGAAACUCUUUCAAGCCGCAUUCUGGAGUUGUAAGAUCGCAGCAGAUUUGCUAUGCUCUUGGUGUCCGUCUCGAGAUGGUCGUCCUUCUGCUCGAUACUAUCGGGCAAUUAGUUCCGCCGGAGAUUGAAGAUCCCAAUUUUGACCACAAAAUACACAUGGGAAAUUACACCAUUCACGAAAGAGAAGUGUGCGCAACUGAUGGGAAUGACAAUGGUGAGAAGAGUGGCGCACCGGCACCUCCCGAUAUUAACCACGUCUGCGAGAGCGGUCUUUGCCAGGCCCAUGCCUUUGACGACGACGAAGAGUUGGAGGAAGAUCAGUUCAAACCGAACUUUCCCGUUUCCAAUUACUUAGUUGAACGGCUCAUCAGCGCGUGCAAGGCCUUCGCGGAGACUGUCAAAUUCGGAACAGAGGCUCCAAAUGGUGUUGACGGUAGGAAAAUAAAAUGAGACUCAGGUGAAUAAGUUUGUUUAGGAGACUUCACUUGGCUGCCAGUGUUCGAUCCCAAGGCUUGCGUCCGUCUGAUUCCGGCUUGCUUCCCACGCUCUGUGAACAUUCCAUCCAGAGACGAAGCCGCUCAGUGGUUCGUCAGCUUCGCCUACCGCCUCCAAGAUCUGUGCAUCACCACUCCGUCGACUGUGAAGGAUCUCAACAAUCUGUUCUACUUUGCUCGGACUUUCAAUUUGAGAAGCUGUGUGCUCACCAGGUCUCUCCUCCAGAUUGCCAUGUUCCCAAUCGACAAUCACUUGUGCGGAGACUCGAAACGGACGGCAGCUGACCCAAUUGAAGUGUCUCUCAAAGUCGGAUAUUCUCCGCAAGUUCUUAUGAAAGAGUCAGUCGUUCAUGCUCUACAAAUUUAGUUUAUUUGUCUCUUUUUAGCUCGGCUGUCUACCCUGACAUGAUUGCUCAAAACCUUUACGUUACCUUCUUGAAUCACAUGACGAAGCAGGCGAUCAACGUGUACAGCAGCUUCGGAAUGAAUCUGUCUCGCCAAAGAGAUCGUCUGGAAGUGGCCAUCGAAGAGCUGGGGCAACUGCAGGCGUACGUCGGAGAACUCGAAACACGUACCGACCAACUGAUGAUUGACUCGAAAACUGUCGACGGUGAGUGCAGCCGGGACGCACCGUUCACAUUGCAGUUUAUUUCCAGACCCAGAAAUGAAUCCGUCGUAUCAUUCGGUCUCUUCGUUUGUCUUUCACAACCAGUUGGCUAUAAUGCAUCACUACUUCGAACUGGGAUUCCGUAUGGAUCUGUUCGUGCCGUACGAAUACACGUACAUCUACUGGUACAUGGGGAACAGACAGGCGAGAUGGAUGCUCUCGACGCUCGAGCGCUCCUACGCCAUUCAGGAUGCCAUAUGGAAAGCAGGUGGGUGUUAAUGGGUGAAUAAACUUUGAUCGAUAUUCUGAAUUCAGAUCCUCUCUCGACGACAGUCAAUCCGAGAAAAAAAAAGGCGAGGGCUAUGAUGGAGGAGGAGACGAUGAAGAGACUGGCGGUGUGCAAGUUUAGCAUCAACAAUCACAGAUCCAUCGUUCAAAUAUGUGCGGGAGUGGUUAAGUUGAGUGUUUUGCUCAUUCGUAUGGGAAAAGUGAAGAUGCCGCCGGGCGGACAAGAGUCCGAGAGGCUUCGUUUCGAGCGGCGCUUUGAGCCAUUCGAGCCCCUUGGACCUCCGAUGAGAGUCACCUACGAUGACUUCCUGGAAGAGGCCGAGUAAGUUUACGCUGGUAAAUGGCCCUUCAAACAGUAAAAACUGUAUUCAGGAUCGACGUUCUCAUGGCAAUGGACAUGAACGAUCUGAUGGGCGCAGCUGCGGCCAACUUCACCGAAGCUCUGAGACAUGUGCAAGAGUUGAACAAUGUGACUGAGCAAAACAAAGAGACAAUGUUGGUGGAUCGACUCUGGUUCGGGGAGACACUUUUACAUUAUAGAGAACUGGAGCGUGUGGCCAAGUUCAACAUGCUCGCGUGCUCAGUGCUCAGAAUGGGAAAGCAUUUGACGGAAUUUGAAUGGGAAUUCACUGACGAUUUCCCCGUGUUGCCGACGCUCAGAGUGGCCAGCCACGAAAGAGAUAAGACCAAGGCGAAGCAGAAAAACAAAUUGAAGCGCUAA
Messenger RNA from Caenorhabditis sp. 36 PRJEB53466, 2739 nucleotides. Lineage: Eukaryota; Metazoa; Nematoda; Chromadorea; Rhabditida; Rhabditidae. The record is from the annotation of a GenBank genome assembly.